Ogataea polymorpha is the source of this 2673-nucleotide messenger RNA. RefSeq lists its product as uncharacterized. The record is from RefSeq and is a predicted model, not a curated record. The transcript has a single exon. The coding region runs from base 181 to 1965 and encodes 594 amino acids. NCBI's taxonomy places the organism in Eukaryota, Fungi, Ascomycota, Pichiomycetes, Pichiales, Pichiaceae.
GUCUUUCUAGCAUUACAGCGCAGAAAUAUUAUGAUCCAUCAGUGCAAGUCGUUUGAUUGGAACUAGAAUCUGGAGCAACCAUAGAAUUUGAACUGAAACAUAGAUACUGGAAGACGACACAGGCCACCUUGGAUACAUUUGCGCAUAGUAGAACAUUAAAAGCCAAAGGGUGUCAUCACGAUGUCGCAAGGAUUUGACUGGUUUUCGAUACCGGGAAUGAAUGCUGAUGCAGGCAAUACGGAAAGGUUUUCGCAUCCGUCGGUUUCCUUUGGGUUCUCUCCUACAUCAUCAAAUUCUUCAGUUCCUACUGCUCAAACACAACAACAAGUACAUUCUUCACCUUACAAGAAUCACAGUGCUCAUUUGAAUGCAUCAGCCGAUGCUUUAUUUGAGCCCGACAAGAUGUCCGACAUUUUCAACCGUUUGGAUAUCUCUGGAAUGGACCGGAGAGUGCAGAGCGACGAUAACAUUAGUUUGGGUUACACACCUAAAAACAUGGCAGGAACGGAAUCUGGAAGCAAGAGAGACCCACACCCACUUACAAAAAGCUCAGAGACCCUGGCUGCUGACGAUGACAACACAGUUGCGUUGUCCUUAACAGCGAACGAUCUCUCCAUUCAAGAAGCUAAAACGUACCUCAGGUGGUACAACAAUAUACUAUCCCGAAAGCAUGGCGAGAGAACCAUAACUUUGGAGGAUGUGUUCAAAUUUCUCUCCAACUUUCGCAUCUCGGAAGCCAUUAAAAGCAGACUGAGAGAGCUCUUUGGCAAAAUAGCAUACUCUCUCAAUAUCGGCCAAUUCUAUGCACUACUGAGAUUGUUGGCUCACACAUUAGAAGGCAAACCUCUUAAAAAGUCGCUAAUAAAGGAACAGGCAUCGAUUCCCAAGCCCAUUUCAAUCAUGGCUCGUAAAAGAGCUAAAGAUCCAAACGAAAGCAUCGACAACUCCGAAACAAACUCGAUAGACGAACAGUUGACAGACGUCACUUCCCAACCGCCCCAGAAACUGGACUUGGACUCGUUUACAAAAUUUAUUCUUACAGGAGAACGUCCUUCAGAGUCACCGAAGAACAAAAGCCGGUCGGGCAAGAAGGUCAAGUUCUCGGAUCAGGUGAUCAUAGAGCCCCCACCUUCUGACGACGUUUCUGUGUCCUCUGCAGAUAUGACUCCCGAGACAUCUGGCCUUGAUCUCUCCUUGCCAAUGGAUCAGCUGCUUGCUCGGAUGAAGAAUCAGGCUUCCUCUCUAAAUAUGCAGCAAUUACAACAACAAAGCACCGAGGAUGAGGAGGAAGAAUUGAAAGACAUGCAAGAGUCUAUCAAUCAUUUCCAGAAUGUGACUAUUGAUAGUGUGUCCAUUCAUGGUACACCAUCCAGUGUUCCUACUUUACAGGUGAAUGGUGGAUCCCCUGAGACAGGGACCCCACUGUUGCAGCCACUUGCUCCGAAUUUAACGGGAAGUGUGUCCAAAUCAAUGAGAAAUCACUACAAUCUGCCACCUCCAAGAGAACGGGGAAAUUCAUCUCCAUUACCGUUUAGCUCACAACCCAGGGUCUCGUCUCCGCUUACGCGCAAUGGAACCACAUCCGCAGACAGCGCCGCAACGUUUUUGGAAGCUGCUCUUUCCCCAGGAGCCAGCAGCCCUGGGCCAGACCAUUCACGCGCGACGCCUCCUCCACCGCCUCCUUCAAGAAACAGAGGCGGGUCGUUGCUCAAGCCUCCUCCACCUCCUCCGAGAUCGCGCAAAAAUUCAUCUCCGCCACCAAUACUUGCUCAUGAAGGUCCUACGCAAGAACAGCCGUACCUGCCGCCCAAGCCUUUUUUGACUGAUAUGCAGCGCAAACACCACGUGAGUGCUGAAAAUAUGACGCCAAACUUCACUGGAGGCUUUGGCCAAGGAUCUGAUCUUCUAAACAGUCUAAAGAGUCUGCAGGCGGAAGUUGAUCGGAUCAAGGCAAACGAGUACUAGACGCGCCGAUCGACGUAUUUUUUUCCAAUCACGACAAAAAAUUUUAAUCAUCAAUGCCACCGGUUCAGAACAUACAGUAUCAGCAACAGCAGCCUUCGAACUUUGACAAGUUCAAAAUGGGACUCAUGAUGGGUGUAGGUAUUGAGACAUAAAAGUCCUAACAUUUAGAGCACCGUUGGAGUCGUGACUGGCCUCAUGUUUGGUGGCUUGACUAUCUUAAGACAUGGAGCACCUAACGGAGUGAUGAACACGCUGGGCCAAUAUAUUCUCGGCUCAGCAGCUACCUUUGGACUAUUCAUGUCAAUUGGAUCUGUGAUCAGGUCGGAGAGCGCUUACGACGUCGCAGUGAGUCGGCCAGGGUCUCUAGCCGAGCUCAAGGCGCAUAUGAUGGCCAGACACCGAGUCAUCAUGGAACAAAACAAGAACAACUCUUCAUAGGAGAUCAUCAAAUCGAAUACAACUUGUGGAUAAUUACAGCGUAGCCCAGUGAAGGAAAUCCGGGAUGCUGUCUGUUUUGGAUUUCUCUUCUGAUCGUACGAUCUAUUAAAAAAAAUAAUUCACAGAUGCCUUUGCGGACGCUGGUCACACUCAUCAUCUGUAGGCUCUUCAAGUCUUUGCACACAAACAUGCAAAUACUUCUGUAGGAACAAUAGCAAACGAAGCACGAUGGGUUUUAUUCCAAGUUCCAAAUGUCCUGAAGACCUUCAU